This is a messenger RNA of Myotis myotis, 7667 nucleotides long. RefSeq names its product LON peptidase N-terminal domain and ring finger 3 (gene LONRF3). The transcript has 12 exons. The coding region runs from base 167 to 2593 and encodes 808 amino acids. Gene Ontology annotation, molecular function: protein binding; metal ion binding. Lineage: Eukaryota; Metazoa; Chordata; Mammalia; Chiroptera; Vespertilionidae. The record is from RefSeq and is a predicted model, not a curated record.
AGUUAUUAGGCGGCGCGAGGCGGCCGGCAUGGAGCUCUCUGAGGAGCGGCAGGGACCGGUGUGCCGCCUCGCGACCGCAGUGGCAGCCCCAAUUACCUCAAGCCGCUGCUCCCUGCUCUGGGUCCCCGGCCCCUAGACGCCUCUUCCUGAGUUUGUCCUUCCUUUAAUGGAUUCAUUUCAGGCUGAACAGAUGCCGAGCUUGCCCGCUGAGCUCGCGAGCAACAACUUAGAGCUGGCGGAGCCGGCGGCAUCAGUGACCCGUGUAGAUUCGGGCCACCCGGAGGCGGCUACAGAAGGUCUCGCACCUCUACCGACGCGGGAGCCGGAGCAGCCUCCUCCGGCCUCGACGACGGAGUGUAAAGUCCUGCUCACACAGGCAGACGCCCUGGCGUCCGGGGGGCGCCUCCGGGAAGCCCUCGAGGUAUACCGACAGCUGUCGGAGCGGCAGCAGCUGGUGGCAGAGCAACUGCAGCAGCUGGUGCGCUGCCUGGCUGAGAACAUCCCGCCAGGAGAGGCACUGGCGCCAGUGCCCACGGUCGGGGGCAGCGCAGCGAGCUGUGUGGUGGGGGCGGAAGAGGCAGGGGUGGCCACCGCCGCCGAGGCCACCGAGUUAUGGGAUGGCUUCAAGUGCCGGAAGUGUCAUGGGUUUCUGUGGGACCCCGUGUCCUUGUCGUGCGGCCACACCUUUUGUAAAGUGUGCCUGGAACGCGGGCGGGCAGCCGACAGGCGCUGUGCGUUGUGCGGGGUCAAGCUCUCCACGUUGAUGGCGGCCACCGGGCGGGCGCGCGGAGCCCGGCGGGCUGGGCAGCAGGCGCCGCCGCCGCCGCCGCUGCGGGUCAAUGUGGUGCUCAGCGGUCUCCUCGGCAAGUUGUUCCCUGCUCGAGCUCGGGCGUCGCAACUCCGGCACGAGGGCAACCGGCUGUACCGCGAGCGCCAGGUGGAGGCGGCACUACUCAAGUACAACGAAGCGGUUAAACUAGCACCAAAUGACCAUUUACUUUAUAGCAACCGGUCACAAAUUUAUUUCACCUUGGAGUCUCAUGAGGAUGCACUGCAUGAUGCAGAAAUAGCAUGUAAGCUCCGCCCAAUGGGCUUUAAGGCACACUUCAGAAAGGCGCAAGCCUUGGCCACCCUAGGCAAGGUGGAGGAAGCACUAAGAGAGUUUCUAUACUGCGUUUCACUGGAUGGAAAGAGCAGGAGAGCAAGAUCUGAAGCCCAAAGGCUUCUCCUUAGUUUCUUUUCACCAUCAGUCCCGGGGCAGUCUCAGGAACAUUCUCCCGAUAUCCUGAAGCUGUUGGCACCUCAGCUUAGAUUAAAGGAACAAGUAGAGUCAUUGGCUACUGAAGGCGACAGCCAUAAUCUACCAAAGUUGUCACAGGAAAACGAGGAACUCCCCCAUUGUUCUAGACAGGAGGAAGGAGCAGCCAGUGGGGACUGCAACAUCCAGAUGAAUCCUGUGGAAGUAAAGGGGCAUGGGCAGCAAGGCACCAUGAAAGACCAGGAAGAAGAGGAGAAGGAUUAUCCUGCCUCUCCAGAAGCUGCCUCCAGCCAGACUGGCAAAAGCCAGGAAAAGAAAAGGAAACAUUUUCAAGUUGAAUCCAAAGACCCAGACGUUCCUACUAAAGUCUGUAAGCCAGAAUCUCCUCCUGAUUUGGGGGAUUUGCCUGCUGUCAGUAUUCCACUCCCAUCUUUUGACGCAACCGACCUUGAAUGUGCCCUAUGUAUGAGAUUAUUCUAUGAGCCAGUCACAACACCGUGUGGACACACAUUUUGUUUGAAAUGUCUUGAGAGAUGCCUAGACCACAAUGCGAAAUGUCCACUAUGCAAAGAUGGUCUUUCACAGUGCUUGGCAUCAAGAAAGUACAGCAAAAAUGUCAUAAUGGAAGAGCUAAUAGCCAAAUUCCUUCCAGAAGAAUUCAGUGAACGAAAGAGGCUUUAUGAAGAGGAAAUGGAAGAACUUUCUAACUUAAAUAAGAAUGUGCCUAUUUUCGUGUGUACUAUGGCCUAUCCCACCGUUCCUUGUCCCCUACAUAUAUUUGAGCCUUGCUACCGUCUGAUGAUUCGUAGAUGCAUUGAGACAGGCACAAGACAGUUCGGCAUGUGCCUUGGAGAUCCCGUCAAGGGGUUUGCAGAAUAUGGCUGCAUUCUAGAGAUCAGAAAUGUUCAGUUCUUUGCCGAUGGCCGCUCAGUGAUUGACAGCGUAGGCAAGAGGCGCUUCAGGGUCCUUCGUCAGGGCCAGCGGGAUGGCUACAACACAGCCGAUAUUGAAUACAUUGAAGACCAAAAGGUUCUAGGAGAGGAUUGUGCUGAACUCAUGGGAUUACAUAACUGUGUCUAUGAACAAGCAUCAUCAUGGUUUCAUUCGCUCAAAAAUUCUCUUAGGAAUCGGAUAAUCAAUCACUUUGGUCCAAUGCCAGACAAAGAUGCGGAUCCUCAGAUUAACCCAAAUGGUCCAGCCUGGUGCUGGUGGAUAUUAGCAGUUCUGCCGCUGGAAACCCGUGCUCAGCUUCCGUUCCUAGCAAUGAGGUCCUUGAAGGAUAGACUGAAUGGUAUUCGGCGCAUCCUCGCCUUUAUAGCACGAAACCAAAACUAGUGAGAGUGAAUUGAUGAAAAGGAAAUUUCACCCUCUCUACUGCCUAGGGGAGUCAUCUUGUAAAUAUAUCAAAUUGCAAUAACAUCUUAACUGAAGGAAGUAUCAAAUAGAGUCAUUACCUUGCUGUUGAUUAUAGAGAGAAAUUCAGUUGAAAGACCAAAGAAUGUGACCUGUUAGAAACUUUCUGUGUUGAGAUACUUCUUGACAUGCUGCACAACUAUACCCACAGCAGAGGUGUUCGAGCCCAGAAAAAAAAUUGCUUUUGACAUAAAAUUUUCUGAAAGUUUAAAGUGGUUUUGCUUUAAUUCUCUUUCUUUCAUCAGUGAAUGACUGUGUGAUUGAAAUGUGAAGCAAAGAUAGUAAUAAUCUUGCUGCAUUAUUUCACUGACUUGAGGUCCUAUUCCAAAUAGUUCAGGUUUUAUAAAGCAUUGUAUAAAAUAAUAUUUAUACUCCUUUCUGUUUUAAUAAUUUAUUUUUUGCACUACUGUAUCCUUUUUUCUACAUGUAUGUUUGUAACUAUUUAAGUGUGCAUUACUGAAUUCACUUGCUUUAUUUAUUGAUGUAGUUAACCAUGUAACUAGAAGGAAGUAACAAUACUAGAAAUGUGCCAUUUUUGCUUUAACCAUUUUUACUUGGUUUGAUUCCAGUUCUUGAACUAUUUUUGUAUCUCUCUAAUUGGAUGCUUAAAGGAACAAUAUAAAAUACUUAAGGGAUUUGCCAUAGAUUGUAGAAUAAGCCAGGUUAAAGUAAAACCAUCCAUUUUCUAUGUGUUACACAGAGCAAGGCUUAAGGAAUUAUUUUUCUAGAAUGAAGCAAUGAAUCAGAAGAGUGUCCUUUAUUGCAGGCUAUUAUAGGCAUUUAUCUGAGCAAUCUAAUUCUGUGUUUCUUAUCUCUCCCCAGUUCAGUUAGGAAUGGGCUUUUUAGGCAAGAUAAUAUUUAACCCUUCUGAGGGAAUGGUUUUCAGUUAGGAAUGUCACAGUGAGGCCCAACUAGCCUCCAUACCCUGCCUCUUUUCAGGGUUCUGAGGGUCACAGCCUGGGCAGCAUGUGUGGAAAUACUUGAUGAAGGACUGUCCAUUAUGAAAAGUUCAAAGAAGCUGGUAGAAAAGGUAAAAUGCUUAAAAAACAACCCAAACUAACAUUUUGGUUUUUAAAUCUUUUUAAAGGAACCAAAAAGUUAAUUCAUGAUUUUAUCUAGCAAUUGCCUUUCCUCCUAGUUGCAUUGGGCCAAAGAUUUCAAUAUGGGGAAGAAUGGUGGGUAAGGAGAUAAGAGUGAGCCCUGGUUUAGCUUGCUUUAGAGUUAGUGUGGUUUCUUUAGUGCCAGGCCAACCUGAAAAAUGGCGUAUGUAUGGGAGUGUUAUAAUGACAAGAGUGAAAAGAUUAGGGCAGGGAAGAAGUGAAUCAUGCCAUUUGUGCAUUUAAGAAAAUGACCAUCCCCCUCCGCACCGUGAUUCAGAACUGUAGCAGUGUGUUGUUUAUUUGAAGCCUGUCCACUCUUUAAGGUGAGAGGUUAAUGCCUCAAGUAAUCCCUCUGACUUCUUGCAUCAUCACCUGUGGCCAGAAACAGAAAAGGCAGAAUGAGAUAAUCUGCACUUUCUUAAUGGAUGCUAUGUUGUCAGAGCAUCAUGUUACCAGGUUUGAUGUUUGGAGCCAGACUGGACUGAUGAAGAAUGGAAGGCAGGCAUGGUUACUGCCCAAGCAAAAGCUACCAGACUCCAGGAGCAUUAUAUUACAGACUACGCCUUCCAACUUGGUACACACCAUGUGGUCAUAACACAGUCCUAGUAUAACAGUUUCCUAUUAUCUAGUGUAAAUGUAACACCCCCCCCCCAAAAAAAAAGGGUCAUAAGCAUCUCUACUUGCUAGAUGUGUUACUUUUGUGAUUUCACUUUUCUUCCUGAGCCCCCGUUUCCUCAUCUGGCAAAUAGUAAUGAUAAAUACCACAUAUAAGGUUGUUAUGAACAUCAAAUGAGGUAAUAUAUGUAAACCAAUUAGCAGGAUGCCUAGCAUAUAGGAGACACUCAACAAAUAAUAGAUAUGAUUAGAUUACUCAUUGUUACGGAAUUUCAUCAGGGCCCCAUAUUUGCAGAAAAUGCUACCUUUACACACAAUACCCAUCUCUAGCCCCUUUAAACUCAGUUGCACCACUGAGUAUUGGACCAUAAUCUGAUGCUUUACAGAUAGUUCUUUUUGGAGUCAAGUCUGUUUUGGAAAGUGAGAAGACUAGGAAACAAAUAAGGCUCAGGGGUAAAGGAGAAUUCUGAGUCGGCACAUUUUUUUUAUUUCAAUGGAGCUAAAAGGUAGUAUUGUUUGGAGGUCUAAAAUUUCUAAUUAAAUGGAAGCCUUAAGUUUUAGCUCCAUUAGAAUAACCAAUUCAUCACUCCCUGCUCUCCAAAAUGUAUUUAAAAUCUUGGCCAUGCCAGGGUGAGUGAAUUUUACAGUCUAUGACUUUUGUGCUUAGUUCAUGGUAUUUCUUUUUUUUUUAAUAUAUUUUAUUGAUUUUUUACAGAGAGGAAGGGAGAGGGAUAGAGAGCCAGAAACAUCGAUGAUAGAGAAACAUCGAUCAGCUGCCUCUUGCACACCUCCCACUGGGGAUGUGCCCGCAACCAAGGUACAUGCCCUUGACCGGAAUCGAACCUGGACCUUUCAGUCCGGAGACUGACGCUCUAUCCACUGAGCCAAACCAGCCAGGGCUCAUGGUAUUUCUUUAUGCUGCCCCAACAAAAAAGUAUUGCGAACCCACUAUGUACCAGGAACUGAGCCAGGUGGUUUCACAUACAUGAGCCUGUUAAGUCAUUUUGUUUCUCACAUCCACCCUGUGAGAUCACAUCGUCUCCAGACUGGAUGAGAAAGCUGAGGCUCAGCAAUGUUAAAUACAUUGCCUAAGUAACAUAGUCAGCCAGUAAGUAGCCAAGCUUGUUAUUGAACCCAUUACUUUGCAGAUUUUUAACAUUUUAAAUAGUUUGUGUUAUACAUAAUUUUAUUUACUAGACAUGACAAUCAACUCAAAAGCCCCCCAGAAACUCUCAGUGAGAAGUUGCAGGUUAAGUAAAAUUAAAUUACCCAACAUAUCUCUACUUAAUCUAGGUAGAAAGGGAAGUUUGAAUUGUUAAAAUAAAAUUCCACACCAUAGAAUGCUUCAUGUUGAGUGAGUAUGUAACUCCAGCAAAUGUAGAUCUUGGCAAGGAAAAAUUUUACUUUGCUCUCAGUAGCUUAGAUACACAUUUGGGUGGUUUUACAGCAAGCUUUUAUUUUAGUGGUGGGAGGCAAGAUGCAAGGCUCAGCCUUGGCUUUCUUUGGGAGGUACUUGAAUGGGGUAAUUAGUUAGACGUGACCAUUUUCACCUCUUAUGCAUUGAUUUUGCAGCAAAGCUUAGGAAUGAAGAUUAUACAGAGACAUAAAGCUAAGUUUAGCCAGGAGGACAAGACUUCUCCUUGGUAGACAGUGCCAUUUAUUUGGUUAGGUUUUCCUGUCUAUCGGACCCAAUCUUUUUCUAGUAGAUUGGUGUGUGUGUGUGUGUGUGUGUGUGUGUGUGUGUGUGUGUGUGUGUGUGUGUGUGUACACUAGGUACCAGGCAGACAUGCCUUUCUGCUUUGUACUAUAUUACUGCUGCUAGCUAACAAACAGAAAAAUGUAGAAAAUGGAAUCCGAUAAAGUUAAUUUUUGGUAGACAACUCAGAAAAAAAAAAGAGUGAUUACCCCUGACUUAGGGGGCCAGGGAACUGAGUAUUUCAACAAUUUGCCUUUCCUGAAGUCUGACUGCUUGUAGAUCUGUGGGGCUAGUCAAGUCACUGCACAUGUGGCACUUCCAGCUCUGCCUGUGGAGCUUGCCUGGGCUCAGAUAAACCCCUGUGACUGGCUAUUGGAGCAAUGGAGCUCCCGAGGCUGGCUCACAGCACCCAGAGGUCUCUGAACUGUCAACAGGUUGCACACUGUUGAUGGGCUGGAAUCCACUGGGAACUGUGAUUCCCUAGGCCGACUCUAUUUCCAAGAUGGAGUUUUUUUUCAGGGACUUAUUCCUUGAGUUCUCAACAUGCUGACUUUGCAUCCAUUCUCGUUUACCAAGGCAGAAUCAUAGCAGAGGUAUGGAUCAUCUAAACAUGCAAAUGGAAAGCAGCUGAAAUAAUGGACAAGGACAGAUUUUUCAGCCCGUUCUCCAGCUUGUGGAUUUUUUCCCCUGAAUUAAAAAAAUACAUAUAAUAGUAAUGGUUAGAAUAUUCAAUUUUUUUUUUACAGGCAGAAUUUUUUUGUUGAGGUUUUAAUUCAUGAUCAAAGACAGAUCUGAAAAGCAGCUGGCUGCCUGGGCUGCAAUUUGUGGCCCUCCCUGAAUGCAGAGAGGAAGAAGGAAAAAGAGCUGUGUAAAAUGUAUGUGUUCAAUUCCUCCUAGAAUGAUAGCUCCUGCCAUUCAACUAUUUUAUAAUCUGGGUUUUGCACAUCCAGAGGUGAAAUGAAGACAUUUUCACUAACAAUUGGGUAUUUGCAAAUGCACUAAGUUUACCUUGAGUGAGAAGUGCCUGUAAUAUCUGUUCCUGGUGUCAUUUUGAAGAUUUGCUUCAUGAUUUUGUAGCCUUUUAAAAAUUUGUCACAGCAAAUGUGAUAAACAAGUUUACAAAGCAACACUGUAGCUUAUACAUCAUUUAAAAAGUUGUUUAACGGGCAUCUAUUGUCAAUACAACAACAAUAAACAAAAGGAAAGCAAAUAGGUCAACGUGGCAUCACAGGCUUAUCUUAGAUAAACUGGUUCCAUCAUUUUAUGCAAUUCUCAGUAAUGCCAGGAGUAAAAUAUCAAGCAACCCAUUGAAACAUUGGAAAAAAUGUCUGUUUGUUAUUCCAGUUGUUUGUUGAGCAGCUAUUUUACUCUCAUACUGUAAUGAAAUGAAAGAGGAAUUAAGAUAAUGCUUUUUUUCUGCCAUAUUGCUAUUCAACUACCUCUUUAUGCUUGAUUUCUCUUUAGGAUUUUCUUUCCUCCAAAUCUGUGCAAAGAAAAGUUUCGGCUCAUCUAAGUUGCAAUAACAAUGUAAUAUAGACAGUCUCUGUAAAAGCUGUUUAUUCAUUAAAAAAUGUUUUCUAUUGUC